CUUCUCGUUCGGUCCGUGCCGGAGAGAGUCGCGCCCGGAGGAGCAACCCCGGAGCAGCGAGCCCUCCACGACCGCGCCGACCGCGCCCGCCGCGCCCGCCUCGCCCCCGUGAAGGAGGUCGGCACGUUAGACCACGCCCCAGGCCCGGCACCGCAACCGGCGCCGCCAGGAUAGCGGAGAGACCGGAGCCGGCAGAGAGGAUAGCAGCAGUAGCACCGAGGAUUCUCUCGCGAGGCUCGCCAGCAUGGAGCGCGCGGCCCAGCUGGCCGUGGUGCUCGUCGUCGUGGCGGUCCUGGCCGCCCCCGGCCCGGCCGGCAGCUCGCCCGUCCCGGCGGUCCAGGAGAACGCCGAGGUCCCCAGCCAGAACGGUGUCGACGGCUACCUGGCCGACAUGCCGUCCUCGCAGCUGCGAGAGGUGACGGAGGCGCUGGUGGACCUGGUGCGCAAGGACCCCUGGAAGAACAACAAGCCGCCGCUCGUGUUCAUCGAGCCCGCGUCCCAGGACGAGGAUGAGGGCCGAGUCAGCCAGCCGGGCCCCGGGCCCAACCCGGACGAGUACGACGACCUGUUCAGCCAGGUCCACAAGCGCAGCCGCUACUACCGCCGCUACCCGUGGAAGCGCGUCACCCGCACGCGCGGCUCGUACGACCCGGACCAGUACAACAUGUGCAACCCGUCGCGCGAGGACGUGAUCCAGCUGCUGGUCGGGCUGCACCGCGCCAAGGAGGGCGACCUCGGCCGCACCAUCCAGUUCUGCAACCGGAAGCGGCCCGCCUCCUCCGUCUUCACCAACAUCCGCUUCAUCGGAUAGGAGGAAGCUCCCCAGGUGGGCCCCCACGCGAGGCGCGGUCAUGUGGAGAUAGACUCUCAGAUGCGACAGAGGGCAGAGGGGUGCAAAGUUUGGCUCGGUCAGAUCUGAUGCAAGCGUGGCCUGAAGGGAAGGAAGGAUUCUAAUCAUGGUUGUUGCAGCAGGAUAGUUUAGUGGGAGGGGUUCUUCCAGACAACUAUUUGCAAUGCAUUUCGUAUUGUACAAAUUUGGUUUUGUUCUUAUUUGAGUACUACUUUCUCAGGAUUAGGAAAUAUAUCACCUUGGAUCAGGGCCCACAGUACCUUUUCCUCAAAUUACGGCUCGUUUGUUCUAUUGUACUUUUUGCAAUGCAAGUAAAUUUAUUUAGUAGCAAAGAAAAAUGUCAUUCGAGAUGUUUCUGCAAACGUAUAUAGGGCAGUCAUGUUGAGCAUCAAAAUUUGACAAUGACAAUACAAAAAAAAAAAAACGGUUUUGAUGAAGGAAUGUGCAAUUAUGAAGGAGGCCUAGCCUAGGUGCUUCAAGCGCCAAGAGUAAACUGUCAAAUUGAUUGAGGACUUGGCUGCCUUCUCUUUACGCUCACUACAUUCAACCGCGAUGCAUAUCAUCAGAGAAGUGCCACGAUACUACUCUCCCCCAGUGAAAACAAAGCUGUGCUCCUUCAGCGUGCUGGAGGGUGUAGCAGAACUGAAAGUUGAUAUUUUAAGAGACCUCGCAUAUGUUGCUUCUUUGUUCUGAUUUUUUGCCUAGCUUUCCCUGUGCUCUGAGGUGCGAUUCACUCCUCUGUCGCCACCUAACGUGGUCGACACGGUGACAAACGCUGCCAAUCCCUACCUAAACUUUAGACUGAACUUUUUUUAAAACUCUGAGUAUAUUUUGAAUAUCUCUUGUAAAUUUAGGCUUCUUUUCGGAGAUGAUUUACUUCCCCUUUCGAUCUUAUCGCUGUGCACAUUCCGCGUUCCUAGUGCCAUUUAGGCGGAAUGAUUCUAUCUUUGAAUAGACGGAGAUAUACUGAGGGUGCUUACAACUAACACAAUCAUGAGUAGCUAUACGUUCGAUACCGUUAAUCAAUGAAUGGAAAUACAUCAAAAGCAUUGCAGGAUCGCGUCGCAUACUCAUGAAAAGCCAACCAAAUAAGCUCAAAGACCUAUACAAAUAGUUAAUAAUUUCUAAAGAUGAGUUGUGCAAUCCAACCUAAUCCUGCAAUCUAGGUGCAGAUUGGGUUGAGGCUCCAUUGAAGUAUACUGUUGUUAGCAGCCCUGGAGUAUUUCCUUAGCUAACCUAUCACAAAUUUGUCUCCUUUCCAGGAACUUUGCUAUCAUCUCUAAAAAUAAUGAACGGUUGUGGAAAGCGUAACUGAUGCGGUCAAUUAAAUGUUGCUGAGAAUUGCGUUGAGAAUGUGAUUAAAAAGUAGAUGAGUUAUCGUUUCGGUGUGGAUCCA
Frankliniella occidentalis (western flower thrips) is the source of this 2246-nucleotide messenger RNA. RefSeq lists its product as uncharacterized. The coding region runs from base 245 to 811 and encodes 188 amino acids. Lineage: Eukaryota; Metazoa; Arthropoda; Insecta; Thysanoptera; Thripidae. The record is from RefSeq and is a predicted model, not a curated record. The transcript is spliced from 3 exons.